Archocentrus centrarchus (flier cichlid) is the source of this 2147-nucleotide messenger RNA. RefSeq names its product sp8 transcription factor b (gene sp8b). Lineage: Eukaryota; Metazoa; Chordata; Actinopteri; Cichliformes; Cichlidae. The coding region runs from base 288 to 1592 and encodes 434 amino acids. The record is from RefSeq and is a predicted model, not a curated record. Gene Ontology annotation, biological process: regulation of transcription by RNA polymerase II. Gene Ontology annotation, molecular function: DNA-binding transcription factor activity, RNA polymerase II-specific; RNA polymerase II cis-regulatory region sequence-specific DNA binding. The transcript has 2 exons.
CGGUUUAAUUAGUUCUUGUCAUUGUCCUGCGGAGGGGGAUUAAACUUACAGCGGCCGCAAAGUAGCAGCACAGCCAGUGCGUUGGUUAUAUUUUCAGCAAGCGGUUUGUAUGAUAAAGACGAGACUCUGUAGACUGUGCAUAGCCUAAGUUUUGCGGUUACUGGUGCUCAAAACACGCAUGUUUUCCCUGCUGUCCUGUUUGGCAUGUUUGUAAGCGCAGUCUGACGCAUUUCACUUGUCUACUGUUCAUCCAGGAGGAGCCGAGGUUAGGAUCGACUCCUUUAGCCAUGUUAGCUGCAACAUGUAACAAAAUAGGGAGUCCGAGCCCUUCACCGUCGACCAUUUCGGAUAAUUCCUCGUCAUUUGGAAAAGGCUUCCACCCGUGGAAAAGAGCCGCUGCGAGUAGCUGCAGCCUCGGAUCUGGCCUGUCCGGCUUCGGGGUGUCCCGUAAUGGAUCUGGCAUCUCGGACUCUUUUGGCACUAACAGCUCCACUGGAUCCAGUGCCUUUUCUCUCACGUCCGGUACCACGUCUAGCUCACACUUUGGAAACGAUUAUUCUGUUUUCCAAGCAUCCGUUUCGAACAGCUCUCAAGAGACCAGCCACCAGCCGGUCUUCAUCUCAAAAGUGCACACCUCUGUGGACAGUUUGCAGGGCAUCUAUCCGAGGAUGAGCGUUGCGCAUCCGUACGAGUCCUGGUUCAAAUCGUCUCAUCCUGGUAUCCCCACGGGAGACGUUGGCACCACCGGAGCCUCCGCAUGGUGGGAUGUGGGAGCGGGAUGGAUUGACGUUCAGAACCCUAAUGGAGCAGCAAUACAGACGUCCUUACAUUCCGGUGGGCUCCAGACCUCCUUGCACUCUCCCCUGGGCGGAUAUAACUCUGAUUACUCGAGUUUAAGUCACUCUGCUUUCAGUACAAGUCCAUCUCCACACCUGUUGACAACCGGCCAACACCUGAUGGACGGUUUCAAACCGGUGUUAUCCUCUUAUCCUGACACAAGCCCCUCUCCAUUAACCGGGGCAGGAGGGACUAUGCUCUCCGGGGGUCCACCUGCGUCUUUAGCGGGGUCUCCGAGGUCAUCUGCCCGGCGGUACUCGGGCAGAGCCACCUGCGACUGUCCGAACUGCCAGGAGGCGGAGAGACUGGGACCAGCGGGCGCCAGCCUCCGGAGGAAAGGUCUCCACAGCUGUCACAUUCCAGGCUGUGGAAAGGUUUACGGGAAAACCUCGCACUUAAAGGCGCAUUUGAGGUGGCACACCGGCGAGAGGCCGUUUGUGUGCAACUGGCUCUUUUGCGGAAAAAGGUUCACUCGCUCCGACGAGCUCCAGCGACAUUUACGCACACACACCGGGGAGAAGCGAUUCGCUUGUCCGGUGUGCAACAAGAGAUUUAUGCGUAGCGAUCACCUGAGUAAACACGUAAAAACUCACAGUGCCGGGGGAUCCGCCGGCUCUGGCUCCGGGGGUAGCGGAGGGAAGAGGGGGAGUGAUACCGACAGCGAGCACAGUGCACCGGGAAGCCCUCCAUGCCAUUCCCCCGACCUGUUGCACCCACCUGAGCCAGCCCAGGGAGUAGGCAUUAACGGCCUCUAAAACUCCCCAAUGAAGUAAAAACUGUAAAAACAGCAAAGUGUUGUGAUGGAAUUGUCCGAGAGGACAUGAAAAUGGACAUACUUUGGUGUAUCAUCAUUGUCAUUUAAUGAGAAAACCGGCCUAUGUGUUUCUUUGACUCUUUCCAAGUGCUUAAGACGCCUAAUUGCAUAAUUUCAUAGCCGUGCCAUCAGAAACUUCUCAUCUGCGGUGUGAAAGUGUAAUCAAGUCCUUGUGUGACACACUGGAAGAGGGCACAAGUGAAACUUUUGGCAGCCCGAUCCUGAAUACGCCUGAUGUUUUAUUUUUCUGGUAUGAGACGCGAAAGACAGAAAACAAUGCUGUGAAAAAUGUAGGGCCUGCCUGAAAAAGUUGCGCAAUCGCUGUCAUGCAUAUAGUUGAAAACCAAACACUGGCACUUUAUUAUCGAGCAGGAGGAAUUGUUUUUAUCAAUGUGGAUUGACUGCUCGAUAGGAACAAAUACCUGUAGAGGACGGCGGUGAGGCAUGGGACGUGAUGGUCCCAUCAGCUGUUUGAUAAAGUGAUAAAGGAAGAGCA